CUCCGACAACAUUUCAUUCUCGCUCGUACUGUGUUAUUCAGUCUUUGCAACUAUCUCAUUCUAUAUAGAUACUCGAAUCAGAUACCUCUCAUUGUCGGCACUCAUCAUAUUAUAAUGGCGGACACAUCUCCCAAAGGCCCGUUCAAGCUUGUAACAGUCAACACAGCACCGGAGCGUGCGAAGCGAUUGAUUGGCCGCAUGGUCGAAGCAUUGAAAGAUAAAUACACAAUCAUUCACGCUGCAAACUGCGAAACAAUCGAACAAGUCGCACCCACAGUCACAGAAUUGCAACCAGACGUCCUUUUCUGCGCAUCCAUGUGGACGACAGAAGAAGCAACAAAGAUCCAAGAAACAGCCAAGAGACUCAGGCCUGGCAUAAAAACGUACGCAAUUCCACAUGGGCUGCAGGUUGAGCGGGGGCCGGAUGCCAUCGUCGAGCACUUAUUGCAGAAAGUUCCUGGACUGUUGGAUAGUAUAGAGCAGUGAGAUUUAUGCUAAGUGUAACGACGACCGAAACAUCAAGCUAGCUAGAGGCAUCCUGAAAAGUCUUGUAUCUAGUAUGGAAUGCUUCAAAAUCGCGUGCAUAGCCAUCCUCCCUACUUACAAGUCUCAAUUGCCAGCGCUGUAUAAUUG
Molecule: messenger RNA, 633 nt
Organism: Pseudovirgaria hyperparasitica
Lineage: Eukaryota; Fungi; Ascomycota; Dothideomycetes; Acrospermales; Acrospermaceae
Exons: 2
Coding region: 115-486 (123 amino acids)
Source: RefSeq, a predicted model, not a curated record